GUCGACGCGGGCCAGCGAUUUUGCGCCGCGCUAUGGCCCUGUCCUUCGUGGGCUGGCGGCCCGCGGCGCUCUGGGCGUUGCCUGCGCCAAGGAGCAGAUGCCGGUGCCUCGCUCAGGACUGGAAGACCCAGGCCAGCACGCUGAGCAGCACCUUGGUGGUGCUGCUGCAGGCUUUGCGAAGGGCCAGUGCAAAGGAACGCCGCGUGCGGCUCCAGGAGGCCAACAUGUCGCAGCUGCGGAUCAUCUCAGCGGGCCUGCGCCUGCGCAUUUGCAAGUCCCAGGAGGACUUGGUGAGAAAGAUCGCGGAUGCCCUGGCGGAGGACGACAAGCUGGCGCAAAAGCCGAUUGGCAAAUACUUGAGGCCGCUGCCCGAGGACGAGGCCGAGCAGUUUCAGCAGCGGAUCACCGAUCUCAAGUCGCGCCAGCUCAGAAAACUCUGUCGAGCGCUACGCCUGAGCACUGAGGGCAGGAAGGCGCACCUCGCCCGGGAAAUCACCCGGGAGCUCUUGGAGCGCCACCGCUCAGGCCACCAGAUGGAGGCAGAGACACACCAGACUGAGCCGUUUGUGCCAGGACUCGACAACGGCCAAGAAGCACACGACGUUUCUGAGAGCGAGGAGACACCAGAUGUGGCUCCAGUGCUAGAGAGGCAGGAGACAGGGCAGGACAACCAGUCUGCCGUGCUGGUUCCCAUUGUGCUGGAAAAUGAUGAUCACAGAAGAACUGUGCAGAAAGAGCAGAAGAGGGAGCAACGCAGGAGCCGCCUGAGGGAGAUCCUCUCCCAGGAGCUCCAUGCGGUGGCUUCCACGUAACCACGCCUGAAUCGCGCGCGGCGCGACGCACGCUUUGGCGUUGGGGCGCAUCCGCGUUGAUCCGCGCAUCCGCGCGGAGUUUCUUUAGUUUCAGCCAAAACUUGGUGUGCGGCGCAUGUGUUUUUUUUCUUCCCAUGGAGGGUGGCAGGGUCUGCGGCAUGGCCCGCAGAGUCUGGCCUCGCGCAAGCGAGCUCCUAGGGCCCGCGUCUCACGCAGCGAGG
This is a messenger RNA of Effrenium voratum, 1033 nucleotides long. NCBI's taxonomy places the organism in Eukaryota, Dinophyceae, Suessiales, Symbiodiniaceae. The record is from the annotation of a GenBank genome assembly.